Lingula anatina is the source of this 1428-nucleotide messenger RNA. RefSeq lists its product as uncharacterized. Gene Ontology annotation, molecular function: calcium ion binding. Lineage: Eukaryota; Metazoa; Brachiopoda; Lingulata; Lingulida; Lingulidae. The record is from RefSeq and is a predicted model, not a curated record.
AUGGUGAAGGGUACUGAGAAGAACGCGAGCAGAAGCGGUGCUUUCUCUGCCCAGGAUCAGCCUCUGACAGCACAUCGAGUUUCCAUGACAACAGCCGAUACAGGGAGGGUCCGCUGUUACGAUUGCCAUGGUGACUUCUGCAUCACGGCACUUCAGAACAACCCUGAGCAGGUUAGCCAGUGUGAGACCACGGGGAAAUGCUUCAUACGAGACGACCAAAAUGGCUAUGUUUACCGUGGCUGUACUGACGAGAACUACUAUCCUGGUAUGGACACCAGUCAGAAUGGCUGCCGUACUCACCCCCAGUACUGGGCCCAGGCCGUGUGGUGUCUGUGUGACACAGAACUGUGUAACGGGCUUGACACAGCCACCACGACAACACCUACCACACUGGCACCUAACACACCCUCUACUGUAACAGCUUCCCAACCGACACCGUCAACAACACAACCACCACCGUCAACAACACAACCACCACCGUCAACAACACAACCGCCACCGUCAACAACACAACCGCCACCGGCAACAACCCAACCCACGCCAUCACUCCAACCGACAAGCCCCACAACCACCCAAAUGCCCACCCAGACCGUACCCGUGGUUGUGGAUCUAACCCCUCCCCUUCCGACGACACCUCAAGAACCGUCUGGGGGCGUCACGCAAACUGUUGGCGCUGGCGACGGUACCCCAGUGGAACCAUCCGGCCCAAUUGAUGGCACCCCCGUGGAACCAACUGGACCCAUUGAUGCUACCCCCGUGGAACCAACCGGACCCAUUAGUGGUACCCCUGAUGAACCCCCGAGAACAACGCCCCCGACUAUCCUUAUAAUCCAAGGCACGUCUAGGUCCGGUUCUGGGGCAGUGCCAUCCGGUACGGUGCAAUCCGGUAUGGCGCCAUCCAGUGGGACAGGCGUGACCGGAAGUGGUUCGAGCACAAGAAAUUCCGGUAUGAUACCAAAUGGUGCCGGAGUCAGUCAGGGCACGGAAGUGGGUGCCAACACCUCAGGAAUGAGAGCCACCAGUGGCUCCAUGGCAACCCCCGCUAUAGCCAACCCGCCAACAGCCAUGGGACAGACAGUGCCAGGGUCAAACACCCAAACCCAGCCACCUGCAGGAAAUAACGACAUGAUGACGCUGUUACAGAUGUUAGGCAAUGGGUUAACUAGCAACCUACCGGGACCCAGCAUAGGGUCGGGUGGUGGGACGCCAGCGUCGGUCUCCCCGCCACCUACCCCGGUCAGACCGACGGCGGCAACUCCCUCUACACAGGAUCCAUUCCUAUCCUCUCUACUGGCGGCACUGACCACAACACCAGGUAAGAGAAGAACGCGUUUUAACGCUUACAAUUUUAUCCACAAGCUAGAUUUAUUCAAAAGAGAUGGAAAAAAGAAGGCAACUCGGUUAUUCGCUAACAUUUAUUAUGAUUAA